AUGUCAAACAACACCCAACGAGCACUGACAGGUCUUUUUCUACUCCUGUUAAUUGUCAGUUUGGUCACUUGCCAAACCAAUUGUCCACAAGACGCUCAAGGUUUAACAUUAUUUUCCAGUAUUUCUGGAUUUUCAACUGCUAACAGUCAAAUUACGAUUAGCACAGCUGUCAAGGUUGACAAAUCUCCACCUUACAAACUUCGUUCCAUCACUGUUUUAAAUGGAGGUUCACUUAUUUUCGAUAACGCCAAUUUGACUUUGAAUGUUGAUUUUAUUAGAGUCGAGUCUGGAGCUAGUUGGAUUAUGGGAAGUGCCACAUGUCCAAUUACUAAUAAGAUUGUCUUGACAUUUUAUGGAUCACGUACUACUGAGAAUGAAAUUGGAACAGAUCCAUUUGAUAAUGUGAAUAUGGGAUCAAAGGGAAUUGGUUUUCUUUCUGGAUCUAGAGUUCAAAUCUUUGGUCAAGUUGACUCACCAACAUUUACUGAUCUUGCUGUUACUGCUGUUAAAGGAAGUAAUCAAAUCAAGUUGAGUGAAAGUGUUUCAUGGAGAGUUGGUGAUUCCAUUGUUAUUGCUACCUCAGAUUAUGGUGAAAUGUUGGACUAUACUAAAAUAACUUCUUCAUUGAUUGGUUGGGCUAGAGGUGUUAAAUUCCCAGAUCAAAAUGAAGAACGUAUCAUUACUCAAGUUUUGGAUGGUGGUAAGACUAUUGUCUUGGAUGCUCCACUCAAUUAUACUCACUACAGUGAUGGAGAUAAGAUUAAGCCAGAAGUUGGUUUAUUGUCGAGAAGAAUUGUUUUCCAAGGAGAUAAUUCAUCUGAUGCUUCUCAAUUUGGUGGCCAUUUUAUGGUUCGUUUGGUUACUCAAUUCCAAGUUGAAGGUAUUGAAAUUAGAAAGUUUGGUCAAUAUGGUUUGAUGGGAAGAUAUUCAUUCCAUCUUCACCUUUUGGAAAAUACUGCUCAAGGUACUGCUUUGGGUACUCAAUACUAUAUUAAGGGAUGUUCAGUUCAUGACUCAUUCCAAAGAUGUUACGUUGUUCACGAUACUAAUUAUUUCUUGCUUCAAGACAAUGUCUGUUUCAAUUCUAAUGGACAUCAAUACUUUUUGGAAGAUGGUUCAGAGUUAGGUAAUGUUUUCAAACAUAAUUUGGCAAUUCGUGCCAAGCCAGUUUAUGACUUGACCUAUCGUCUGAUUCCAUCUGAUAGUGAUGUUGCUAAUUUUUGGAUUACCAACCCAAACAAUACAUUUAUUGACAACCAUGCUUGUGGUUCCAAACAUGCUUUUUGGUUUACAAUGCCAACCUUCCCAACAGGUGCAAGUGCUUCCCUGUAUGCUCCAGGUUCUAUCAAUCCAAGAACUGCUCCUCCAAAGCCAUUUUCUGGAAAUGUAGCUCACGGUUCACAAAAUGGUCUUUUUAUCGAUGACAUGGAAAAGCCAGACGGUACAACUGAACAAGCUGGUUAUUAUCCAUCCAUUGAGGCAUUAAUUGAUAAUUUUAUUGCUUACAAAAAUAGAGGUUAUGGUAUUUGGGCUCGUUGUGGUAAUAUUGUUUUCAAAAACUUGUACUUGACUGAUAAUAUGAGACAAAUGAACUCUCCUCCAGGUACUUCAUAUAUUACUGAUUCCAUCAUGAUUGCUGAAUCUGACAAUGUUGGUGAUUAUACUUUGAGACCUUCUGUUGAUGUUGGUAAUAGAACUAGACCAAAUGCUUACUACUCACUUACCACUGUUAUUAAGGGUUAUGAAACUUAUGAUAACGGCGGUGCUGAAUUGUUGAGAAAUGUCACUUUCAGAAACUUUGUCACUGACAAGUAUAAGAGAGCUGGUUGUUUGUCAGUCCUUGAUAACUUCUUCAGACUCCAUACUAGAAAUAGAUAUUGUGAUUUGAAGUUUGAAAAUUCUCCUCAAAGAGUUUUCUUGGAUACAGUCACUUAUGAAAACCACAAGGGUGCUGCCCUCAUGGAUAUUGAUGGUUCCAUCACUGGUAUUGCUGGUGGUGCUUGGAUUGGAGGUAUUGACCCAAUUCAAAACUGGGAAGGUUGUAUCACCAGAUAUGACUGGAAUAAUGCUUCAGUUUGUCCAUUGAUGGGUGAAUCACUCUUCCAAUUGAGAGUUUUGAAUUAUAACAUUUCUGGAUCAGUAAUUGUUGAUCCAUACGGAGUUUCACACGCUGAUUACAAGGAUAACUCAAAGAAGAUUCCAAGAUUGUUCCUUACUGAUCUCUUGAGAAAUAUUCAAGGUACUGUUGCUGGUGUUCAAUCCAGUGGAGGAGAAUUCUAUAUGCAAGCUAACGUUCCAGCUCGUGGUUUCUACGCUAUCAAGUUCAACUGGGAUCUCCCACCUCCAAAUCCAAUGAAUUUGCAAAUGCAAUCAUCAGCUGCUGGUGAUUGGAGUGUUUUGGCUAUUCAAUAUCCACUCGGUUCUACAUUCACAGUUACUUCAAGCGGGCCAGGAACACUCAAUUUGUGUGACUCAUUGGAAGAUGUCAUUAACUUCCCAACCCAAUGCUACUAUUUCAAUACCACAACAGGUCACUUGUACCUCAAGUUGAAGAAUGCCAACUCUAAGAGUAACAAGAAGGAAUGGUACGGAUUUGUUGACUAUGGUAAUUGGGGUAACUCUGUUGCUGUCAAUAUUACUGCCAAAUGUCCAAAUGAUUAUUGUGGUACUUCCACUCCAAGUCUUCCUGCAAAUCCAAGAGAAACUUACAGAGUUUACAUGAAGGAAGAUAGAUUCGUCGGUCGUUUGGAAAUGUGUCAACAAGCUGCUGUUUCUGCAUUGGCCCCUGGUUCUACUAGUGCUGUUGGUUCAGUCUUUGCAUUCUUGAAUUACAAUGACAGAUUAUUGGACAUUGUUCUCCAUCACAAUUUGAACAAUAAGGCAAGUUUGGUUGAAGUUGGUGUUGGUGCUCCUGGUGCAGUUGAAAGAUAUAUCACUUACAGUUAUGUUCCAUCUCCAUAUUCUCAAAGUAGAUUUGGAUUACAAUUAUCUCAUGGUGAAUGGGUUGACUUGUUGAAGGGAAGAAUUUUCAUCAAGGUUUCCUCUACUGAAAAUCCAAAUGGUCACUUGAGAGCUCAAUUGUACUGUAGUGGUAAAUGUAAUUUGCCACCAGCAGUUUCAACAACUUCUCCAUGUACUGUUAAGAACGCAUCUCAAGUUAUUACCUUGUACGAUGAAGGAGCUACCUUCAAGUCAACUGGAUUUACCAAUGGUCCUUAUGCUAGUACUAGUCCUGAUUACUAUGUUGCCAACAUUACCUAUCCAUUCAAUCCAAUUUGUGGUAAUUCUUCUUAUUACUUUGGUCUCAAGAAGGGUGGAUUCCAACUUUACAGAGGUUCAGUUGUCAAUGUCGAUACCAGUGUUUACAAGUACUUUGAAUUUUUCAUUAAGGGAACCAAUAACUCUGGUGUGAUUGAAUUGGUCACUAGUUUUGCUUACUACAAUACCACUUCAAAGACCUAUAUUAAUAUCAAGACUGGUAUGCCAACCAAUGCUACUUAUGUUCAACACUACAAGAUUGAUGAUACUCGUAUCACCAGAGUUAGAUAUCCACUUGCUGAUAUUGGAUUCCAAGGAGUUCAACCAUUCAGUAAAUUCGCCUUCUACUUGGGUAACCAGGGACAAUACAGAGAAAUGAUUAUUGACAAUAUUCGUUUCGUUGGUGAUCAAGGAACUGAAGAAACAUCCAGAUUUAUCACUUCAAGUGAAAUUAAGACCUGGGGAUCUGUUUCUACAUGUGGUGCAUCAGCUAGUCCAGAUGUUGAUCCAUUGAAGAUGUCAUCCUUAUUCUUUGAUGUCACCAAUGAAGUGAGAUCAGGUCAAGAAACACCUAUUGAACCAGGUACUUCAUCUAUUCCUGCACCUUCAUCAAGCAAUACUGCCAUUCCAAGAGCUUCUGCUUUUUCUGGUGCUUCUGCUAUUGGAAUGAAUAUGCUCAUCAUGGUUAUUGUUGCUUUGGUUUCAUCCUUCUUCAUUGCUUUCUAA
This is a messenger RNA of Naegleria gruberi, 3984 nucleotides long. RefSeq lists its product as uncharacterized. NCBI's taxonomy places the organism in Eukaryota, Heterolobosea, Eutetramitea, Acrasida, Naegleriidae. The record is from RefSeq and is a predicted model, not a curated record. Bases 1 to 3984 code for a protein of 1327 amino acids. The transcript has 2 exons.